Messenger RNA from Scheffersomyces amazonensis, 867 nucleotides. RefSeq names its product bifunctional phosphatidyl-N-methylethanolamine N-methyltransferase/phosphatidyl-N-dimethylethanolamine N-methyltransferase (gene OPI3). Gene Ontology annotation, molecular function: S-adenosylmethionine-dependent methyltransferase activity. The record is from RefSeq and is a predicted model, not a curated record. Bases 86 to 751 code for a protein of 221 amino acids. NCBI's taxonomy places the organism in Eukaryota, Fungi, Ascomycota, Pichiomycetes, Serinales, Debaryomycetaceae. The transcript has a single exon. Gene Ontology annotation, biological process: phosphatidylcholine biosynthetic process.
UCUUUCUCUUUCUCUUUCUCUUUCUCUUUCUCUUCUUCUUCUAAAAGAUUCAAUUACUAAAUAUUCAUAAUAGUAUAAAAUAACUAUGUCAUCAUUGCUUGAAGAAUUUGAAACAUUACCAAAUGAUAUCACUUAUUUAGUGAAAAAUAUUGGACAAUAUAUUGAUAUUAAUAUUAAUAAUAAUUCAAUUAUAUUUGCUGUUGCUACUAUAGCAUUUAAUCCAAUCUUUUGGAAUAUAGUUGCAAGAUUAGAAUAUAAUACUCAUUUCCUUACAAAAAUUUCGGGUGGAGCUUAUCGUGGAUGUUAUUUACUUGCCUUUACAAUUUUUUCACUUGGUAUUUAUCGUGAUCAUGUAUAUCAUCAAGCUUUAAUUGCUCAACCAACUUUUGAACCAUUAAUUAAUUCAUUAAUUAUUAAAUCUAUUGCUAUUGGUUCAUUUAUAUUUGGUAAUAUAUUAGUAUUAACUUCAAUGUAUGCUUUAGGAGUUACUGGUACUUAUCUUGGAGAUUAUUUUGGAAUUUUAAUGAAUGAAAGAGUUACUGGAUUCCCAUUCAAUAUUAAUGAUAAUCCAAUGUAUAAUGGUUCAACCCUUUGUUUCUUAGGUACUGCUUUAUGGUAUGGUAAACCAUCAGGAAUUAUUAUAACUAUUUUUGUAUUUGUUAUGUAUAAGAUUGCCUUAUUAUUCGAAGAACCAUUUACAGCUAAGAUUUAUGCAAAUAGAGAAAAGGAAUUACUUUCUAAACGUGUUUAAAAUAAAUAAAUCUUAACUAAUACAUAUAUAAAAAAGUUAUUACUUUGAUUUUAUUUUAUAUAAAAUGAUAAACCUAUAUAAGAAGAAAUAUAAAACCUAACAUGCAAAAAUGUAUG